GUAGCAUGCGCUUACCCAUUCGUGAGGGUGUUUCAGUGGCGGGGCUAUAUUAUGUGAAAUUCGAUGGAGUUUCGAAAUAAAUUUGUGGUUCGUUGCGCCAGAUCCAGUCUUACAACUAGGCAAAUACAAGCAACUCUACUCUCUGAAUGCGGUGAAGUUCUAAGCAUGCGGCAGUUACAAACGAUCAGCAAGACUAACUGUGUUGGGAGCAGACAGCCAGAGAGCUCCCUCUAUCUAGUG
Molecule: messenger RNA, 240 nt
Organism: Geodia barretti
Lineage: Eukaryota; Metazoa; Porifera; Demospongiae; Tetractinellida; Geodiidae
Source: the annotation of a GenBank genome assembly